Messenger RNA from Paramecium sonneborni, 435 nucleotides. Lineage: Eukaryota; Ciliophora; Oligohymenophorea; Peniculida; Parameciidae. The record is from the annotation of a GenBank genome assembly.
AUGGGAAGUUCAUGCAUUUCAAAUUAAAAAGAUACUUUAUUUGAUGAUAUUUACACCACUUAGACUACAUCUAAAGAGAUAGGAAUCUAAAAUAUAAACUAAACCAUUGUAGGAAAUUUUCAAUAAGUGAAAUUUUUAAAGGAAUCCUUAGAAGAAGGAAUCUAAAUUUCUAAUAUUCAUAGCAUAAUAAUCUCUCCAAGAUGUGAAUAGGAAGGAGCAAAAAUUGUUGGUGAACUAGUGAAAUUAGGAAAUCAAAUAACUAUCAUUUCAAAACGAAUACCAGAAAAUCAGAAUGAAAGUGUAAAAUCACUUUCAAAGAAGGGAAUUUUAAAAAAUAAAUAAGAAACUAAUCUAACAACUAAAUCAGUAGAUGGCUGUUUGUUCUUUCCAUCUUCUCGAGGAAAUAGCGGUAAAAAUAUUAGAUUCAAAGGGUGA